Molecule: messenger RNA, 1054 nt
Organism: Nymphalis io (European peacock)
Lineage: Eukaryota; Metazoa; Arthropoda; Insecta; Lepidoptera; Nymphalidae
Exons: 6
Coding region: 73-747 (224 amino acids)
Source: RefSeq, a predicted model, not a curated record
GGUACGAUGUGGCGCGCGAUAGCGACGGCCGCGAGGCGAUGAUCGGCCACAUGGGCCGGCCGCGCGCUCACCAUGCGCCAGCAGUCGACCGAUACGGUCGACAAAGCGGUAUGCACGGAGGAGUCGGGCGCGGCGCGGCUGGAGGCCGUGCUGGUGGCUUUGGUGGAACGAAAGGCACGCGCUCUGCACGCGGAGCAGUCCCGGCGCCACGCACGAACACAUCCUCUUCUCUUGCUACUGCGCAACCAUGUGUCCGACGAGGAAGCGUCGAUAGUCGGGAGUUCCGGCGAGAGGUUGCCGUCACAUUGGUGUGAAAAUGAGUUCGACACGCAAAAUAAGAAGAAAAAACUCAAAUUACACACACACGGAGAGAACUUAAAUAGUCCGGAGCAGUUGGAGAUGGAGCGUCGACGACGCCGGCGAAGGAGACACGCGCGCGCACAAGCGCACGCGCAUUCACAAACACAUAAGCCUAGAAAGCAUCGCACACUGCUCGUGUCUGCCAUCGACGAACAGGCUAAAGUUAUACACGUAUUGGACCCCGAUGAGUUACCGAGGCGCGCUCGCUAUACGAUCAUGGUGACAGCUUGCCUGCUACUUUUUCUUUGCUUGCUUCUUGUAGGAGUUACGCUUCGUAUGGCUCCGCUUAUUGAUGAUAUGGUCCGGCAAGAGAACGAGCGGCUGAUGCACGACGUCCUACAGGCGGGAAUCGCCAAUCGCACCCUGUCGUCGGGGGCAUUGCGCUGACGCCGCGCUAUUCGCCGCGCCCGCGGCUCGAUAACAUUCGGCCUGCUGCCGCACCGCCCGAGGAGCCUCCGGACUUUACUCCUAGCGUGGACUUACCUUCCACUCCCCACGACACGCGACCAGUGCCUACAGAGGAUACACGCAGCACGCCGGUGAGCAGGGCCGAUGUGGGCCUAGCGUGAUUCGGUUGGAAUACAAAAGUGUCUGUUCCAAGCCUGCUGAUAUAACGCGCAUGGAAAUAAAACGAACAGAUUGUGUAGCAUUGCAGGGCGGGUUCUAUUCGAGAAAUGUGUGGUUUAAAAGUGUA